CUUGUAAUGCAAUCUAGCCACAUAGGGUGGUAUCUAGUAUCGAUGUGGCAGUUAUUGUCAGGAAGGUUCAACAAAUAUUCAGAGAAGCAUCUUCGGCUCAAUUGUUUUUUGCAGUGAUGAGUAGGUCACCAGUACUACUAUAUGGUUGUAUUUUCAGAAACUACGCUGACUCAAUACUAGAGAAUGGUAAGAGGAUCAGCGGUUUACCCGUGAUAGUAUUAUAUGACAGCGUGUGCCGAAACGUGCAGCUUUUUUUUAACGUGCUCCCGUGCGCUCGUGUAAUCGUGUUCCCCCGAAGCACCGCUGCCCCACCCCCGCCACUUCGAGACCGGCUUCCUUGCGCCGGCACUCCACGCAACCAAAACCCGAGUAGACUGCACCGCACGCAACGCGACGACACGAAAGCCACCGAUCGACCGGCGCGGCGACCGGCGAAGGAAGCACCGCGCGCGAGAAGAUUGGUUAAUCAAGGGAUGGUGUUCAGCAGCGCGUGGCUGGCGGCGGCCGCGCGCGUCCCGGCGGAGCUGUGCCAGCGGCCGGGGCGGCGGAGGCUGCGCGCGGACGAGGUCCUGCGCGCGCUUUUCCUGCUGCCCGCGCGGGAGCUCGGGCGCCUGGCCGACUGCCUCGUCGCCUUCUUCUGCCUGCCCCUGCCGGAGUACUACGUGCCAGGGUCCGGCCGCAGCGGUGGGUGGGUGGCGCGUGUGCCCGGCGCGGCGCUGUACACCUACCAGAGGUCGUUCUCGGUCUCCUCGUCGUCGUCCUCAUCCUACACGUCGUCGAUGUCCUCGUCGGAGGAGGACUACUAUUAGUCAGGACUCAAGAAAGCUGUAAUUGUUUGUUGCAGCUCUGGCAGAUCCAGAGUCGCCGGUUAAGGGGUUCUCCCUCUUCUACUUUCUUCUUUAUUGUCUUCCCUUCUUUCUCUUUAAUGCCAAAAAUUUAGGGGGCUUGGAAGGGCUCCGGUGUGUCCGGGGUAUGUUCACCGUUUACGAGUGAGUACAAUGUAUCUUUUCAUAGAAUUGAUCGGUUAAUUCUUUGUAACAUAUCUAUGUGUCAGAAUUUCGAAAAUAAAAGUUUUAUAUCCAUGUCAGCUA
Molecule: messenger RNA, 1091 nt
Organism: Phragmites australis (common reed)
Lineage: Eukaryota; Viridiplantae; Streptophyta; Magnoliopsida; Poales; Poaceae
Exons: 2
Coding region: 117-809 (230 amino acids)
Source: RefSeq, a predicted model, not a curated record